GCGGGACGCAACUCGGAAUUCCCGAAGUUCCCAACUUUGGACGCACGAACGCAUCAAAAAAACAUUUAAACAAAGACGGAGGAGAGAAGGAUUUUAUAAACUGCAGUUUAUAAUCACGUUGCUGAGCCAGCCACACGGAGGUGAUGUCGGAUAACAGCACCGGCAGUAGCGGGUCAUCCAGUAACAGCUGGACACUCCUCUCUCCUGAGGAGGCUGCCAUUGACACUGCUGGACCAGUAGAUGAUGGAACUGAGAGUAUCGGUGAUGUUCCAAGCCUUUCAGAGGAACUUGCAGGAAGCUCUUUCGAGGUGAAGCCAAGUGAUAGUGAAGCUACACAGGAGACCGUCUUGUCAGAAGAGGGCCACCAGGUUUGCCAAGAAACAUCCCCAGAAUUAUUUAAUGAGGGAGCGGUGUCUGGUCCAAGUGUUGAGGCUGAUCCUGAGAUUUGCGCACCAGUUAUCCAUGCUACUAUCACAACCUCUCCACCAGACAAUGAUCUGCUUGGAGCAGUUCCCUUUAGCAUAUCAACUGAGUCAUCCCUCUUUCUUUCACACGAGCCUUUCCUUGAAACAUCCUAUGAAGAGCUUUUAUCUGACACACAGCCUACCCUUGAAUUUUCACCCAAGCAAUGUCCUGUCUGUGAAGUUGUAGCUGAAGCAACACCUGAAUUUGUGGAUAACAUUGGCCCUGCUGCAAAACCUAUAGCUGAAAUCUGUCCUUCCUCAGAACCUACAGCCAAAAUUGGCCCUGCCUCAGAACCUAGAGCUGAAGUUGGCCCUGCCUCAGAACCUAGAGCUGAAGUUGGCCCUGCCUCAGAACCUACAGCUGAAGUUGGCCCUGCCUCAGAACCUACAGCUGAAGUUGGCCCUGCCUCAGAACCUACAGCUGAAAUUGGCCCUGCCUCAAAACCUACAGCUGAAAUAAGCCCCGCCCCUGAGCCCCCAGAGUUUUCUUUUUCUGAUGUUACUGCAGAUGUAAGCCUUGUCUCUGACAUUAGUCUUACUUCUGCAGUCCCUGUGUUAGAUAUUCACACUGGGGUAAGCUCCUGCCCUGAAAGCUCAUCUCCUAGUCUGUCUUUGGAAAUUAAUUUUAGCUCUGCAACUGAGAGCCCUUACCCAGAAACCCCUGCUUCCUUGGUCUUGGAAGAGAAAGAGCUUGUAACUGACAGAGAGGAACACAAAUCCAUUAAUGUUGCAACGGAGGCAGAAUGUCUUGGCACAGAUGUGCCGAUUGAGCACAGAGGAGAGGACAGUGGACUGCGACAGCGACAUGUGCACUAUCCUGAGGAGCUGAGACAGAGCUCAGAUGAGGAAGAUGGGGAGGAAACGGAGUUUAAACUACCAGAGAGGAAAGAAGAGAAACCUGGCUUGUCGAUUAAUUGCCUGAUCAUAGGAGCUCUGGCGCUGUUGUGUCUAGGCUCCUUUUUUUUAUCUGGUACCAUAUUCAACCAAGCCGGGGAUGACUUUGAUGGCUCAGAGUUAAGUGACCAGGAACUUCUUGAAAAACUUGUUGAAGAAAACAAGCAGAUUUCCAUACUGGAGACCCAAAUACAGGUACAAAAGGAGGAACUGGACAGGGCGUUGAGGGCAGCUGCAGAGAAAGGAAUCACUGACGAAGAACACACUAGGAUGAAAGAAGAAUUGUCUGCAUUGCCAAGCCUGAAAGACGAAUUAGAGGCACUUAAAGCUAGGGUCUCUGAGCUGACCCAACUCACAGGGCCUGGCAGACGGCAGGGAAAAAAAGAUGAGCUCAAGAGACAAAAGAUUCUCUUGGAACAGAGUAAGACACGGUUAGAAGGAAUGAAAAAACCGGACUGUCCCAAGAAAUGGUUACGAGAGAGACUGGUUGAGAUGCAGCAGAGGUUAUCAGAACAGGUGGACUACAUAGGCAAGAAGGAAGAGUGGAGGAGGAAGCAAAAAGGAGGGGAAAACAGGAAAAAUGAGUGGGGUGACAAUGUCCAAAAGCACAAAGAGCUCUUAAAGAAGUACAGCGACGAGUGGGAGAAUAAGAAGGCUGAGCGGAAGCUGGAGAGAGAGAGGAGGAAGCAGGAGAGGUCUUGGCAGGCCAGGCCUGGCCACAAGCAUAAGCAUGAUCAUAAAGUGCACCAGCACCAUGAAUCAAAGGACUUCUGGAAACUUCAAGAGAAGAAGCUCAAGAGAAACCAAAAUCCUCCUGAACACUGCCAUGAUGUGUCGGGCUGCGCUGAAGCAGAGGGCCUCAUUCGUGUCAAGCUCUCUGAUUUUCAGGGCCUCCUGGAUAUCUAUCUUAACAAAUUGCAAGGGCUCAGUGCGAAGAAUAAGGAAGCUUUCCAUCAUCUUGUUUCCCAGUUUUUCUAUGGUGGAGUUUUCAGCCACGACAGAAUGCUCUUCAGUGAGUUUGCAGAAGAUGUGGCCGACAUUUUGGAGGACUUGGCGGAUGUUCUAAUCGACGAUGAUGUGCUGGAGGAGGAGAUGGAGGAGUUUGAGAGGGAGGCACUGUGGCAGUUUGCUGCGUAGAGAAAGCAGGAAGGAGCAGUGCUGAGGAACAUAGUAAAUGAGCCAUAUGACAUAAAUAAAAGAUACCACAUGAUGACAAGCAGUGAGCAAUGCUCUCACUAUACAGAAUUCUUUUCCCCAAGCUAUAUGAUAUAACAGUAAUAUGUCUGUAGUGUGAGGAGAGUGUUUCUAGAGUCUUUUGUAAAGUUCUAACCAUAAUUUAGGUGGAUCAUCAAACCCAUUACACCAACAUGAGAGGUCUGAGAAAUAAUGGGUCUGAGUUUCCCCCCAGCUCCAUGUACUAACUGCAGUAUGCUUGUAGUGUUUGUAAGAUGUGUUUCUGGAGUUAUAUAGUGAAGUGUCUUCUGUGUGAUGGGUGUAAUACACUACCUCUGUUCUUAAACACUAAGACCCUGGUUCUUGCGUACUGUGUAAAGCAGUAGUUACUUUAACAGUACAUUGUUGUUUUUUGCUGUCAAGUAAAAUCACAUCAUCUUCAGGACAUAACGAUUCUGUUGACCCCCAUUAGUGACUAUGUUAAGCUGCCCAGGGCCACAAUAUAAGACAGAGAUGAAGGAUUUUGUGUGUAUGUAUUUGUCCAUUUACUUGGGACAACCUCUCUGUUCCUGUUAACAUUCUCACUGUAGAAUCACUGACUGCUCAAGUGUCAAACUGGUUUCUGUCCUGUGUACAUAUGACCUUGUCAGCAUGACGUUUGUUUUAGAACCUUUUAAGCUUUGUUGUGAUGCUUUUAUAUUUACUUUGCAUGCAAGCACUUUUAAUUGAUAUGGAAAGCACUAACAUGCUAUUAUCACCAUUUAUGAGUUUGAUUAUCUGCACAUCAGAGCAAUUUCAAGAAAUUAAAUUAACCUCGUACGUUGUCAGCUUUGUGCAUUGUAAGCUACAAAGGUAAUUAAAUUUCUGAAGACGUUUUUUUGUUUUGCUAAUGUGCGUUUAUAGUUUAAGUGAGAUGCUGGGUGUCAAAUUAAGCCUCCCAGGAUCUCACUUAAACAAGGGGGUUAAAGACACCUAGAUAAUUAUUUUUGUCCAUGUAAUUUGAGCUUGCUUAUUUAUUUUUUGUUUGUCUCGUCUUCCUAGCUGAAGAAAAAGUCUGCCGUAUUAAACUUACACAAUCUGUUUUUCAGUCUCUCGUUUUGCACUACAGUGAAUGAUUUUUUUUUUUAUUUUUUCAAAGCCAAAUUGUAAUUGUAAAAACAUAAUUAAAAUUGGACCAUGUUAAUACGCAAUCCCAUUUCAAUGUUAACCUCCUUCAUGUCAGAAAUUAAUUUAUGCAAUGGCUGGACUCAAGUCAGACAAUAAAUUAUAGUUCACUAUGAAUGGUUUUAAAUAUUAAUCAAAUUAAUAAUGUAUUCCAUCAGGUGAUUUUUUUAGAUGCAUCAUUGCAUCUAAAACACUUAGGACUAUUGUAUGAAAUGCUUAUAGUCUACUUAUGAUCUGUACAUGUUUAUAAUCGGCCUAUUAAAAGAGUGUCACUA
Molecule: messenger RNA, 3970 nt
Organism: Ictalurus furcatus (blue catfish)
Lineage: Eukaryota; Metazoa; Chordata; Actinopteri; Siluriformes; Ictaluridae
Gene: pbxip1a
Product: pre-B-cell leukemia homeobox interacting protein 1a
Exons: 11
Coding region: 144-2495 (783 amino acids)
Source: RefSeq, a predicted model, not a curated record